Messenger RNA from Fusarium sp. VM40, 1752 nucleotides. Lineage: Eukaryota; Fungi; Ascomycota; Sordariomycetes; Hypocreales; Nectriaceae. The record is from the annotation of a GenBank genome assembly.
AUGCCUGGCGUCCGAGAGACGACACAAGCACCUUCAACUGCCACUAAGACGUCGACCCCUGCAACGGCGAUUUCUGCAAGCCAAGGUCAAGUCACAGUUGAUGAUUCUUUAGUCCUCACCCAAGGCGAUGCUGCGUUCAAAUCAGGUUCUGUCCUGCCGCUACCCCCAGAGUAUCCCGAUAUGCUCCCAUCAAAUUUGAAAUCAGGCACUGAGGAUGAACCCCUGUCUAGCUUUGAAAAGUUCAUCAGCCACAGUGGCCUGGUACCUCUACUUGGCGAUUCUGGGCCGAAUAGGUUUAACAAACAUGAACAACUUGGAAUCGCACACCGUUCAGGCAAUUUAUCCCAUGAAUCACAACGCGAUACACAGUCUGAUCCCAUUCUGCCUCCAGAUUUGCAAGACGUGGGCAUUCGCUCUGACACUAACAUGGACCAUCAAGAAAAUAUAGACCCGUCGGAUCCUACGUUCCAAGUUUAUCUCAUCCGGAACCCCAAUUUUGUCCCUCCUUCAGCACAGACUGCAGUUAGAUACUUGAAGUCGUUCAUGAGAAAUAGUAGAUUUGAAGCUUUUCACCCUCGUGCUGACAUUGACCGUCUACCUGUCGUCACGCGUCUAGCUAGACUUGCUAUAGGAGCAUGGCAUCUCUUUGAGGCUGAUAGCGCGAUGCUACUCUUUAGAGCAAGCAGACACAUGGCCUUGGAACUGUGGACGGCGUCUCACCUUGACGGCGCCUUAAAUGAGCAGCAAAACCACCCUGUCGACCUAGCUAGCGCAUUUAUAUUACUCUUGGAGUUCGUCAAGCUGGCGCAACCGGCCGACGUAUUCCAGCAGCUCCAGAUUAUGCAGAGCUGUCUCGUCAGUUUUCUUAAGCCUAGAUCACGGGAAAAUGAAUCUGAACCCGCUUGGCGUGACAGGAUUGACGCCGAAACUAGCCAGGAAACACAGGCCUUCGGGUUUCUCUCGAUAGUGUCAAUUCAAUCCAUCUGCAGUCCUCAAACUCUCGUUGCCUUGGAGACCCUCAAUCUAAGAUUUCCAUACUCAGAGACGGUAUGGAACUCGACCAAACCUGUCGCACUCAGACAAGAACCUGAAAUUGGCCAAGUUUAUUCUGGCACUGUGGCUCAAUUAAUUGACAGCCUCUUCUCCAAGGCCGGGCCACGACAAGAUGUCCAACUCGAAGACUUGCCCAUUCAAUCUCUUUUCAUUCUAGCCGCAGCCCUCUUGCAUCGAGUUACCCUGCUAAGUCAGAUGCCAACUAGUGUGUUGUCAGACGACCUCAUUAUCGUGGAGUAUAGACGUCUUGUCGAAAUCGUGGCGGGAUGUCGUCGAGUCCUAGUCACGGUGAAUUCUUCGAGCGUGCUUGUUGAUGAGACUGAGGUCUUGCUGCAGCUCGCGCUUACGCGGGCCGUUCUCCACACUGGCCAUGUCCAAGUGCAGACGAUGUACACACCAGGUCCAGCCAAGCUACCAGCUCUAGAGCAAGGCGGUCCUGGGCCAUACCAAGCCCUUGCAUUGAGCUCCUGGUUUGACAUGAACGAACUGGCCCACUAUCUAGAAGAACCUGCAAACACUGGCGUCACUUUCUUCAUACGUUCUCAGGUCAGUUGCUGGAGCCUUGAAAAGGUCAUGACCGUUUUCGAGUCAAUGACAAUUCUGGCCUCCUGGAUCUGUCACUUGAAUGAUAGAAAUAUGUCAUCUCAAGGCAAGUUUGAGAUUAUGCAUCCUUCAAGCACUGUCGAUGCUAACCGUUGA